GGCGGGCCUGCGGCGCCGGACGCGCGCGGUCAGGCGUUCUCCGCGGGCAGCCGGCGGCGGGGCCUCGCCUCGGAGCGCGGGGUCCUCGGCGGCCUGCGCGGCCGCGGCGCCUGCUGCUGUCGUAGGCGAGGACGGCUGUUGGCGCCGCCGCUGCUGGUCAGUCGCGGCGGGGAAGGAGGAGGAGAGGGAGCGCGAGGCGGCGCGGGAAGAAGCGGGCAGGCGCGGCGGCGGCGGCGGCCCGGCCGGCGGGGGCGAGCGCCCGGAAGAUGGCGGACGUGCUCAGCGUCCUGCGGCAGUACAACAUCCAGAAGAAGGAGAUCGUGGUGAAGGGGGACGAGGUGAUCUUCGGGGAGUUCUCCUGGCCCAAGAACGUGAAGACCAACUACGUGGUCUGGGGGACUGGAAAAGAAGGCCAACCCAGAGAGUACUACACGUUGGAUUCCAUUUUAUUUCUACUUAAUAAUGUUCACCUUUCUCAUCCAGUUUAUGUCCGACGUGCAGCUACUGAAAAUAUUCCUGUGGUGAGAAGACCUGACCGAAAAGAUCUACUUGGAUAUCUCAAUGGCGAAGCGUCAACAUCGGCAAGUAUAGACAGAAGCGCUCCCUUAGAAAUAGGUCUUCAGCGAUCUACUCAAGUCAAACGGGCUGCGGAUGAAGUUUUAGCUGAAGCAAAGAAACCACGAAUUGAGGAUGAAGAGUGUGUGCGCCUUGAUAAAGAGAGAUUGGCUGCUCGUUUGGAGGGACACAAAGAAGGGAUUGUACAGACCGAACAAAUCAGGUCUUUGUCUGAAGCUAUGUCAGUGGAAAAAAUUGCUGCAAUCAAAGCCAAAAUUAUGGCUAAGAAAAGAUCUACUAUCAAGACUGAUCUAGAUGAUGACAUAACUGCCCUUAAACAGAGGAGUUUUGUGGAUGCUGAGGUAGAUGUGACCCGAGAUAUUGUCAGCAGAGAGAGAGUAUGGAGGACACGAACAACUAUCUUACAAAGCACAGGAAAGAAUUUUUCCAAGAACAUUUUUGCGAUUCUUCAAUCUGUGAAAGCCAGAGAAGAAGGGCGUGCGCCUGAGCAGCGGCCAGCCCCAAGUGCAGCGCCUGUGGAUCCCACUUUGCGUACCAAACAGCCUAUCCCAGCUGCCUAUAACAGAUAUGAUCAGGAAAGAUUCAAAGGAAAAGAAGAAACGGAAGGCUUCAAAAUUGACACUAUGGGAACCUACCAUGGUAUGACACUGAAAUCUGUAACGGAGGGUGCAUCUGCCCGGAAGACUCAGACUCCUGCAGCGCAGCCCGUACCAAGACCAGUUUCUCAAGCAAGACCACCCCCAAAUCAGAAGAAAGGAUCUCGAACACCCAUUAUUAUAAUUCCUGCAGCUACCACCUCUUUAAUAACCAUGCUUAAUGCAAAAGACCUUCUACAGGACCUGAAGUUUGUCCCAUCAGAUGAAAAGAAGAAACAAGGUUGUCAACGAGAAAAUGAAACUCUAAUACAAAGAAGAAAAGACCAGAUCCAACCAGGGGGCACUGCAAUUAGUGUCACAGUACCUUAUAGGGUAGUAGACCAGCCCCUUAAACUUAUGCCUCAAGACUGGGACCGUGUUGUAGCUGUUUUUGUGCAAGGUCCUGCAUGGCAGUUCAAAGGUUGGCCGUGGCUUUUGCCUGAUGGAUCACCAGUUGAUAUAUUUGCUAAAAUUAAAGCCUUCCAUCUGAAGUAUGAUGAAGUUCGUCUGGAUCCGAAUGUUCAGAAAUGGGAUGUAACAGUAUUAGAACUUAGCUAUCACAAACGUCAUUUGGAUAGACCAGUGUUCUUACGAUUUUGGGAAACAUUGGACAGGUACAUGGUAAAGCAUAAAUCCCACUUGAGAUUCUGAAUUAUUUGGCUCCUCUGUUUCUGGAAAUUGAGACUCAAGCUUUAUGAAUUUAUCAAGAACUUAAAGAUGAAGAAGGUCACAGAUUGAUCUUUUCUAAAACCUUAUUUGAUGCUUUGUGCUUCAAGGAGAUGAUGCCUGUCAUCCAUCUAAGCAAACUUUUUGGCUUACAACUAUUUUUUUAAUAUUAGCCUUCUAGUCUGUAAUGGAAAUUGUAUAUUUUGAUAGAAGUUUUUUCUCCAUUGGUUAAAUUAGCAUUACUUAAAAUUUGUUUCUUUAGAAAAUAAAUGCCGGUUAUAAAUGUGUGUAUAUUUAGAGAUUAUAAGGCUCUCUGAGCCAUCUUGCUUCUGAUUUUUCAUUGCUCUAUAAUUCUUUUUACUGAAAAUACUGUGCUAUGAAUGGUAUUAAAUUUUAGUCUCUGGAACAUCCAAAUCCAAGCAAAGGGAUGUGACCAUUUUGAAUGAAUCAAAAUGUCAACCUGUAUGUACACUAUAUCUACACUUACUCUUUAUUUAAAAAGAAUAAUGAAAAAUCAAGAACAACUCUUCAAUUUGAUUGAACUAUUCAUGAACUAUUCAGCCUUUUCAAGAUUUCUUUAUUUACAAAUGGUUACAUUUAAUGAAUGUACAUUCUUCUCACUGACUUUGGUGAUUUUUGAAACUUAGAAUGAUGUGUUUCUAUCUGUGAUAUCUUUCCAUUUGAAAAAAAUUUCAAAACACAGAUUAAAACCAUAAUAGGCUGUAGUAUUUUUUAUUUUGGGAGCUGCAGUAUGAUUUGGGGAAGGAAUAUGUAUCAGCCCUAUUGCGAUGUGACUUUAAGCUCCUUUUCUCUUUAGUCCAUCUUGGAUUCUAAUUUUUAUGGUAUAGGAUUUUGAGUCUUCUGUUUUAGGUUUAGGCUUGUCAGUCUUGGAGUUCUUAUCUUCCAUUAUCCCUAAAUAUUGAUAAACUCCCAGACACCAAAGAACACAUUUGCUUAAUUGAAAAGAAACGAGAAAAACACUGGUAUUUUUAUGUGUGUAUUAAAUAUGGUAUAAAAUAUAAAACCUAUAUUUUAACUUAGUAAAAUAUUUUACUAUUUCUCUACUUUAGACAAAAUGUUGCAUCCAAGGUACAAGUGACCAUUUUCCUUGAAUCCUGAUUUCACUCUUUUUACUUAAAAGCAACUAGAAAGCUUUACUUUCCCAAAUUGUUUUUGCCAUCAGUAUUUUUGCUGAUCACAGUCUUAGGUCAUUUUUUUCUUCAUUUUUAUUCCCAGCAGUUCUUUCCUCGGUUAACAUUUUGUUGGUAAACAUUUAGCCCUUUCAUAGGUGUUAAGCUGACAUUAUCAAGCUUCUUUAUGAAAUUUAACACUGUCACAAAAAUGAGAAGAAAUUAUUUAUUUUUUAAGUAAUCACAAAGUCCAUACCACUAGUAACUAGAAAAGCUAUUUAUUCACAUGGUACCUACAAGGCUGUUCAGAAGAGAACAGUUGGCAUUUUAAAUUACUAGAUUUUAGCAUGCUUAGAAGAUUUGAAUAGAUUCUACCCCUAUUUUCCUCCCUUAAAAGUGUCUUCUUUCCUUAAAGAUAAAAGAAAACUCAAAUUUGUUCACAUUAGGCUUUCUUAGCAUAUAGAUCUGUUUCCGGAAUAAAUUACGUGUUGUGUAAACUUUCUUCACGAUGAAAUAGUCAGGGACCAGAAUCUGUGAUGUUUGUAUGUAAGAUUACUUGUCGAGACUACUACAAGUCGAUACGAACUACCUUCCCAUAAAGAUUUUUGGUAUUUGUACUUAUUAAUGAACUUUAUUUGAUACAGACUAUGGUUAAAAUUAGGAACAUCUGCUUUGAAUCAGGUUUAUUUUUCUAUUUUGAAUUUGCCUUAUGUGUAUUCAAAGGCUUAUGGCAAAACUGUAAAGGAACAUCAGGAAAAGGACAAAUAUGCGAUGAUCAUCUGUCUUAAAAUCAGAUCCUUAGUAUAAGCACUGCUUUUUUUCUCUUUGACAAUUUAGUUUCUUAUUUAGGUCCUUGGAAUUAAUUUCAUUCCAUUAUUUUUUAGCCAUUUAUUCUAAAACACAAAAUUUUUCAGCAAUCCCUAUUCAUUCUCCCAUGACAUGGUCCUAUAGCAGUACUUAACACAGUGCCUUGCACAUAGUAGGCAUUCGGCAAAUAUUUAUAUGCAUGAAUGAUGUAUUUUCAGUGUAACAAAUUUAUUACAAAAAUGUAGUUUGACUCUACUUGGUUUUGGAGUUUGAGGAUACAGAAUUACAGGGAAUGAGGAGAGGUAUAAGUAGAUACUUUAAUGGGAAUGAAGUAUAAAUUAAUAACUUACCCAUAAGUUACUUCUAACUGGAGAUACCCAUGUAUGCCCAAUCUGUAAAGGAAAUUUCUAUUUCUACAUUGAUAGGACAUUCUUCUCAGUCAGGGAACGUAAGAAAUAUGUAGGUUUCAGUCACUUGCUCUCAACCUUGACUGCAUGUUAGAAUCAUUUGGAGGGUUUUUAAAAAACCCCAUGCCUGAAUCUUCAUUCCCAUUUUUAUGUAAUUUCAGACGAGACCUGGUCAUCAGUAUUUUUUUUUAGACGUUCUCCAGGUAAUUUGAGUGUGCAGGAAGAAUUCAGAAUCACUGGUUUAAUUUGUUAUUGGAAACAAUACCAGUAUUAAAUUGUUCUCCUCUUCCUUCGUUUCUGCAUGUGUGUGUGGUUUUUGUUUUGUUCUUGUUUCGUGGCCACCCUUUGCACUAGACCAUCCCUGUUAUUGGUGGUAUUGGCCUGUAUUCCCAUUGGCAGAUGCAAUUUUUAAUUAUUUAUUAAUAUAGAAGGAGUAUUUUACUGUUUAAUAUUUAAAUAAUGUUUAAUGUAUUUCAUUCUUAACUAGUAUUAUAGCUUGUUUUUUUCUCCACGUGUCCAUAACCUUUACUAACUUUUUGUUUUUAGCAGCACAGCAGUAAUCCAUAUAGAAACAACUAAUUCAUAAUGAGGAAAAUCUCCUAAUUUUUAAGGCAGAAAGAAAUGUUAAUUUUUGAUCUGCCAUGCAGAAUGAGACAAAAACAGUUUGCUUAUGAAAGGAAAGUGGCAUACUUCUAAAUUGUUCUACACAGAAAAGUAAAAGUAAACUAUUCAUUAUCUAAUAAAUACUGAAGGGAAUAUUUUUCCUAAAUAAAAAUUUUUGUGACUGCUAACAAAAA
Saimiri boliviensis boliviensis (Bolivian squirrel monkey) is the source of this 5018-nucleotide messenger RNA. RefSeq names its product cell division cycle 73 (gene CDC73). NCBI's taxonomy places the organism in Eukaryota, Metazoa, Chordata, Mammalia, Primates, Cebidae. The record is from RefSeq and is a predicted model, not a curated record. Gene Ontology annotation, cellular component: Cdc73/Paf1 complex. Gene Ontology annotation, molecular function: RNA polymerase II complex binding. Gene Ontology annotation, biological process: positive regulation of transcription elongation by RNA polymerase II; transcription elongation by RNA polymerase II.